AUGGAAGACGUCAUAUCCCACGAGCAGGAAUGUGCUCUUGCACGCCGCACUAUCACCCCUUCUGACCUGGCCGAAUGGCAAAACAUUGCCUUUGACGAUGCGAGUCGCUUUGGGGACGUGCGCGCCUUCAUCGGGCCCACGGAAGCAGAGGCCUGGCCUCUCAAAUUCAAGCGGCUUACUUUCGUCGACUCUCGAAACCCGUCCGCCAAUUGUAAAUGCUUUGCUCUGUCCACCGAUCACAAGCUUCUGGCGGCGUCGUUUGAGAGCUGUGAACUCCUUGUGUGGCGCGACAACUUACUAGUCCAACGCCUAUUUUACCAAGGUCAUACAGACCAUGUCUCUUCCCUUUCAUUCUCCCCGGUCGACCACGCCCUUGCCUCGGGGUCCAUAGAUACAACCGUGAUUAUCUGGAAUACUCGGCUUGGGAACCAUUUUAUGCGUCUGGGGGGACAUGAUGGACCAGUGCGCCGAAUCGCACACACUCCUCGUGGGACGCUCAUCGCCACCGCUGUUGACAACAAAUCUGUGAAAAUUUGGGACGCCUCGAACGGAGCAUUCCUGCAUUCCUUCGAUGUGAGCGACAGAAUAAACGGCCUCACCUUUUCCCCGGACGACUCGCGGCUCCUCGUUCAGCUGGUGGACUCCUGCGUUCUGUAUGAUGUCCAUACCCAUACGCACAUCGAUGGACUACACCAUGGUCUCGCGACAUUGUUUGCGGGGUCAAUGUCUCACCAAGGAGAUCGUGUCGUCACCGGACCAGGGAGCUCGGGUCAAGUGAAGAUUUGGAGCGCGGUGACUGGUGAAGAGCUUCUCACCAUCGGUCAUCGGAGAAAUCUCGCGAAUCCUCUGAUAUUCUCUCCAGACGACACCGAGGUGUUGGCAUCUUGCUACGAAGACGAGACAGUUGCUGCGUAUGACUCGUGGACAGGCGAGCCACGUCGUGUCUACAGCAUUUCACAACGUGCGUUUCGUAUGGCGUACUCUCCUGAUGCACACUACGUUGCCUUACUCGCCAGAGACGGAGGCUUACAAGUACAUGAUACGAAGUCUGGGGCAUUUCUCGCGAAGUUUGAAAGUGGCGAGCAGAGCCGCGAUAACAAGGAAAUUCGUUUUUCAUCAGACAAUCAAACCGUUCUGACGUAUUUUCCGCGAGGACUUUUAGCUCUGUAUAACAUUCGCGACGUGCUACGACUGCGGUAG
Molecule: messenger RNA, 1200 nt
Organism: Phanerochaete carnosa HHB-10118-sp
Lineage: Eukaryota; Fungi; Basidiomycota; Agaricomycetes; Polyporales; Phanerochaetaceae
Exons: 1
Coding region: 1-1200 (399 amino acids)
Molecular function (GO): protein binding; RNA binding
Source: RefSeq, a predicted model, not a curated record